Messenger RNA from Lachancea thermotolerans CBS 6340, 612 nucleotides. Its product is annotated as KLTH0F13156p. Lineage: Eukaryota; Fungi; Ascomycota; Saccharomycetes; Saccharomycetales; Saccharomycetaceae. The transcript has a single exon. The coding region runs from base 1 to 612 and encodes 203 amino acids. The record is from RefSeq and is a predicted model, not a curated record.
AUGAACCGAUUCGUCGACACCACCGAAAGCUGGAUCGAAACAAGCAACGGCAACCGAAUUUCAAAAUAUGCUGAAAUACGUGGUGGACAAAGGAUCAUUCUUUCAGGCUUCUGCGUUCUUUCGAAAAACUGCAAGUUACUUGGAAAUGUCGCCAUAAAGAAUGAGGACGACGCCGCGAUUUCAAUGGGACUGCUUUGUAUUGUAGGAAAAGGCUGCGUGCUAAAGCCUCCCCGAAUUGGUUUCAAGAUAGAUAACUUAUCUGGGUCAAGAGUACCUGUUCACAGUUCUUUGUGUAUGGGAUCUUUUAUUUUGAUUGGAUCGAACUGCGAAAUUAGCUGCAAACAAAUUGGAAGAAGGAUUGUGCUUGGUUGUAACGUUACACUUUCCCGUGGAUGCGAACUGGGUGAUGUUGUAAUUGUUGAUAAAAACGUCAAGGUUCCAGAAAAGUGCAAGGUUCCAUCCUACAGCAGAGUUCGAAGACAUCCUGUGCUGCCAGGGUCAGUCUCUUUCAUUUCUUUACUUGGCAGUAUGCGCAAGUGCAUCGAGGACUGGUGCAGGAUGGAAUAUAUGGGUUUAGCGGUGGAUUUAGAGCAGAUAGUGUCUCAAAUAUAA